This is a messenger RNA of Trichophyton rubrum CBS 118892, 651 nucleotides long. RefSeq lists its product as uncharacterized. The coding region runs from base 1 to 651 and encodes 216 amino acids. The transcript has a single exon. Lineage: Eukaryota; Fungi; Ascomycota; Eurotiomycetes; Onygenales; Arthrodermataceae. The record is from RefSeq and is a predicted model, not a curated record.
AUGGAGAUAGCGAUACGCCGAAAAAAGUUAUCCCGUUUCUUUGGCGGGUCUGCCACCAAGAAGCGGCAACGAUUGGUCCUAGUCACCUCCGCAGGCAGGGUAAUCAUCGUUCCGGCGGGUGGCGAUGAUAAACGGCCAAAAAUGGACAUCAUGCUUCUAAAUCCAGACACCCAAUAUCGCAGCAUAACUGAUUCCAAAGGUCAUUCAUCAUGGGCAAUAGAUACGGUUAGUAGCCAGAAACCAACAAAAGCAGCAACCAUUUGUAAGAAAGCCUUUACUGACUUUGCUUUCUUUGGCUCUUCCCAGCGCGAGAAGCAUCAUGUCUUUGAAGAGACUAAACCGAGCAGUGACGCGGCUGCCUCAAAACUCGCCACGCAAGAAUGGCUGGAAGUACUGGACCGUGCAAAGGAGUUGGCCUCCGUCUACUCCACCCCCAAUUCUUACACGGGUGACGACGGGUUCCGAGAUUUGUCUUCUGGCGUAUCGAGCCACGCUAACACCCUAAACCAUGCUGAUGAUUCCCCUACGGGCCAAUAUCCACAGUCAAGCGGGAGAAAUGCUUUAUCCAAGCCAUCGCCAGAGGGUGACUCCAAAUCAAAGAAACGAUUCAGCAGGAGACACUCUAGGAACGGCCUCUCCGCCGUCUUCUGA